CCGCGGAGCGUUGGCAGCAAAGAAGAGAGCGGUCACUAACAUUAGGACGUCGAGGAAGAGGAAGACUUCUUCGCAGGGUCUGCCGAUGACAGGGGCCACGAAGAAGUUUCAUCAGUCGCGCAUGAAUGAUUCCUUCGAUCCAAUAUGGCAGCAAGACUUGGACGCGUAUUUCCUGCAGUGGUUCUAUGUUAGCGGCAUCCCGUUCCGCGCGACGAAGAGGCCUGAGUUCAACACGUUCAGGAAGCACCUCGAUACAUGUCCCCCUCGGGUGCAUCCAUUUGUGCCCAACAAUCACCACAUCUUUGGCGAUGGUAUUGUCCAGCAGCACAAGGGCGUUGCGGAUAUGCUGAUGACGCUCGAGAGAGAUAUGGCGGCAACAGGAGCGACCAUCCUCACGGAUGGUCGCAAAUCCAUCACUGGUGAGAUAGUAAACUUUUUGGCAGACGGAUCUUCAGGGGCGUACCUGUUGAGGACAGUCCUGAGGGACGGGGCUGAGCAGGACACGGCGAGUGUGGUUGUGAGGCAGUGGAAGAAGAUAUUUGAUGACUUCGGUGUUGAAAAUGUCAAUGCUAUUUAUACGGACUCUGCGGGGAGAUACGUUGCAGCUGCGAAGCUCCUUGCGCAUGAUAAGGAUCUUCAAUACAGUCAGAUCACUUGGCUUCCAUGUGCUGUGCAUGUUUGCAACUUGAUGUUGUCGGACAUUGGCAAGUACGGGCGAGAUGGUGUCGUUGGACACAGGGACGACACCAUCAUCAGAGCGAGGGCGGUCGUGCGAUUCAUUUGGUCACACGGGGCUGCCCUCACCCUUUUCAGGCGAUUCUUCGCGUAUCACCCUCCCAAAGGGCAGACAGCGUUGUUGUCGGCUUCGAGUGGCACCUCUGGUCGCGGUCGGGAGCUCAUUUAUCCGGUGAGGGGUGUGGGGUAUGUCUUGCCAUGGGAGGACGAGGACGUCGUCAUGCAGGAGGAGAGACCGAAGCCCCGUGACUCGGGAGUCCGCCCCGCGGACAAGGUCUCCGAUGAGCAGCUGGACAGGCAGGCGAGCUACUAUUCUCUUGAGGAGGUGGUGUACGACCCUAAGCACGACCCGCUCGCGCAGGAUGAGAUUGAGGAGGAACCAUGGUCAGAUCCCAAAGACCUGGAUGUGGAGUGGGGGCGGUCUUCCGACGAUGAUUUUCCUCUUGCACAGAUGCGGCGUGAGACGCGAGAGUCGACCUCAGUCCGUCCUCAUCUUUCACCUCGCCCACGAGACACUGCUGCACCUGCACCUGCGGUGGUUGAUAGGGCAGGUCAUGCAGAGGCACAACGCCAAGGCCCGUCCAUUCGACAACGACAACGUACAUCCAUCGACUCAGGCAGUGACGACGACGAUAGAGUGUAUGAGGGCAGCAGCGAGUCCGACAAUGAUAUGGAUUUCGGCAGCGGUGCGGACGACGCCACACUGGGAGGUGAUGAUGGUCCUCGAGACAUUACUCCUGCUGGGCAGCAGGGUCAGCGACGUUCUGCGAGAUUGGAAGAGGAGAGAGAUCAUGGUGCGGGGGGGGCAGCCAGGGGAGGAGGAGAUGGAUCGGGGGGACAAACUCCUCUUUCCACUCAGAGGGGGAGAUCCGAGGCUGCCCAUGGCCUUACAGUCACUGCAGGGGACUUAGCCGCCGCGACCGGCUCGUUGACCGAUUUUCAGGGCAUGUCGAUGGGACCUCCCCCAAUUUCCCUUGAUGUUGGACAGGCCCCGGUUGCCGCGGGCGAGACACCUAUCAGCCAGGUUGGGAUGGAGGGUACGUCCAGACAGGCCAUGCGGAGUACGGAGGAUGUUGUCGAUUGUUCACCGAUGCAAGAGAUGGAUGUGGAGACGAAUGUGGAUAGGAGGGACCGAGAGGAGAGACUGCGAGCACUAGCGCUUGCUCAGUCCUGCCCUAUGACACAGGAUAUUAGAGCGACCUUGGAUGCUGCUCGCGCCCUUGAGACGGGCGUCGAACUCGUUGCUGUGGCGGAUCGUCGUGAUACCUACGGUAUGGGGGAGUGGACCCACGAUCCUGAGGAGGUUCAGGAGGGGGCGACCCCCAACCCGUGCAGGGUGAUGGCGGAGUUUGCAGACCGGGACUUGACCCCAUUCGUUGUGAGGAUAACAAUGCGGAGGGAGGUGGUGAUGGGGCUGUUGGUGGAGGGGAUGCACCUCAUGGAGGAUUGGAUGCAGUUGCUCGGCAUGAGGGGGGGGGGGGGGGGGAUGGAUCAGAUGCAGUUGCUCCGCAAGACGUACGUACGGCCGUAUGCGCCAUAAGGACAACCCGUAUUCGUACGGGGGGCAAUGUUGAUCCUAGGUUCAG
This is a messenger RNA of Chara braunii, 2321 nucleotides long. Lineage: Eukaryota; Viridiplantae; Streptophyta; Charophyceae; Charales; Characeae. The record is from the annotation of a GenBank genome assembly.